AUGCCUUCCUUUGAUGAUAUCUUCUGCAGUUUCUUCAUUCCUCAAAUUAUAAUUGGAGUUUUGGGGAAUGGUUUUCUCCUUCUCUUGUAUGGCUCUAAUUUAAUUACUUGCAAAAGGACAAGACCCAUUUAUGUGAUUUUCUUUCAUUUGGCCUUUUCCAAUAUUUUGAUGAUUCUCUUCAGGGGAAUUCCAUGGGCAAUCCAGAUUUGCAUUCAAAUAGGUUUCCUGGGUGACAUUGGUUGUAAAAUCAUAGUUUAUCUGCAAAGAGUGUCCCGGGGUCUUUCUCUUGGCACUACCUGCCUCAUGAGUUUCUUCCAAGCCAUCACCAUCACUUCCUGCAGCUCCAAAUGGGCAGAGCUCAAAGCCAGAGCUUCACAAUACACUGUUCAAUCCUGUGUCUUCAUAUGGGUACUCAAUCUGUUCAUAGAUGUGAUUGUUCCCUUCUAUGUGACUGGUGCUACAAACAGCACAAGCAGCAUGCUGAAUAGGAACCUAGGCUAUUGCUCUAUAAGCAAGUAUGUCAUGACUACUUCAAAGCUUGUAAUUUGGAAGUCACUUUAUGAUGCAGUGUUUGUGGUAUUUAUGGCCAUUAGCAGUAGCUAUAUAGUGUGGCUUUUGUAUAGACACCAGAGACAAGUCCAACAUAUUCAUGAUAUCAGCCUUAACCCUAGUGCCUCCCCAGAGAACAGAGCUACCAAAGUCAUCCUGUUUCUUGUGAGCAUCUUUGUAUUCUUUUAUUCUGUCAGUUCCAUCUUUGUUAUUGUGAUGGAUAAUUCUAAAGAUACAAACCAGUGGAUGGUAUAUAUGUCUGUUUUUUUCACCUUGUGUUACCCAACAGCCAGUCCCUUUGUUUUAGUCAGUAGUGACUCUCAGAUACUCAAUUGUAAUGCUUUCACAAAGUAA
Molecule: messenger RNA, 903 nt
Organism: Dromiciops gliroides (monito del monte)
Lineage: Eukaryota; Metazoa; Chordata; Mammalia; Microbiotheria; Microbiotheriidae
Product: vomeronasal type-1 receptor 4-like
Exons: 1
Coding region: 1-903 (300 amino acids)
Biological process (GO): G protein-coupled receptor signaling pathway
Cellular component (GO): membrane
Molecular function (GO): pheromone receptor activity
Source: RefSeq, a predicted model, not a curated record